Molecule: messenger RNA, 3604 nt
Organism: Aricia agestis (brown argus)
Lineage: Eukaryota; Metazoa; Arthropoda; Insecta; Lepidoptera; Lycaenidae
Product: hemicentin-1-like
Exons: 17
Coding region: 287-2680 (797 amino acids)
Molecular function (GO): protein binding
Source: RefSeq, a predicted model, not a curated record
UCGAGUCAGGCGGUCGCAGGACGCAGCCUAUCUGUCGUAUUUCACAUACGCGCCGAAGAAGAAAAACUUUAUUGGAUACAGUGAUCGUGUCUGUACAAACUUGUAGUCGAUUUGAGCUUUAGAGCAUAUUAACAGCUUGUGAAGUGUUGUGAAUGAUGGAUUUAGAAAAUACCACGCUCACGAUUCGGACGGUACUGAUGUUCAGUCGGUGGCUCAAAAUAUUUGCGGAUCCCCAAAUGUUAUCGAUAUUUUAAUUUCGACACAAAUAAUAUUUAUGUGAGGCAAAAUGCAUCUGGUGGGGUGUUGUCGACACACUGUGUUGGCGUUACUCUUCAUGGUCGUGUCAACGUCCUCAUCUGAAUACGAGCAACACGGUUUCAUGGCAGGCAGUUCAUCUUCCGUGUUGGGGACGCUAACUCGCGUUGCCUCCAUCGUGGGCGGCGACGUGGACAUGCCGUGCGACUCCCGCCCGCCUAACCGCAACGACAGCUUACUGCUCGUCGUCUGGUAUAGAGACGACAACCCGGUCUACAGCUACGACACUAGGGUGUCCGGGCCAGCGGGACACUGGGCAGACGAAGCUUUUGAGGAGCGCGCCAUGUGGAACACGCAGCCUAGCAUCCUCAAACUGCACGACGUGCAGCCACGAGACCGCGCCACUUAUAGAUGUCGCGUUGACUUCCAAGUAUCACCGACUAGAAACUAUAGAGUCGCCCUCGACGUUAUCGAACUCCCAUCGAAACCAGUGAUCUUUGAUGAGUACGGGAAGGAAGUAGCCGGCGUGGCGGGCCCUUACAACGAGGGCGACGGCUUCAAGCUAAUCUGCUCCGUCAGUGGAGGUGUUCCCGCUCCUCGCGUGCAAUGGCUGGAGGGUGACAAGGUGAUGACGUCACUCAGCUCCCGAGAUAACCAGGGGAGUGGCAGCCGCUCGCUCACUCUGGUCAUCGUCAACGCCACUAGGAGACAUCUGUCCGCAGUAUACACGUGUUCGGCUGAGAACACGCCUCUCGCCCCACCGCAGCGGACGUCCGUUCGCUUAGAUCUGUAUUUGCGACCGCUCAGUGUGGAGAUCUUGUCCCGGGAGCUUCCACUGUCGGUGGGCAGGAGUGCGGACCUGUGGUGCAAGACGCACGGCGCGAGACCGCCAGCCAACAUCACGUGGUGGCUGGACGGCAAAGAACUGGAGGGCAUCACUAAACUACAGGACGUCGAACGAAACGAAACUCAGUCGAUGUUGCAGUUUACACCUAUGAAGGAAAACAAUGGACACGUGCUCACGUGUAGAGCACAACACGACAGAUUCAACCGAUCCGCUAUUAUAGAAACCCGACUGCCGCUGAAUGUGUUUUACGUACCGUCGGCGACGAUGCAUCUCGGAGCCAACAUGAACCCCAACGACAUAGAGGAGGGGGACGACGUGUAUUUCGAGUGUAAGGUCGACGCCAACCCGCCCGCCUACAAGGUGCUGUGGGAGCACAAUGGUGUCCUUUUACAACACAACACAGCCGCCGGCGUCAUUCUAACUGGCAACAGCAACUUGGCUCUCCGCAACGUGUCGCGGCAUCAAGCCGGCCUGUACACGUGUACCGCCUCCAACGUAGAAGGCGAUGGGAGGUCACAAGAUCUGAGGAUGCAGGUUGUUUAUCGGCCGUUGUGUAAAAAAAAGGAGAUAAAAUUGAUUGGAGCGGCGCUUCAAGAGGCUUCGAGAGUGGAAUGUGAAGUGGAGGCGUUCCCGCCGCCGGACACUUUUGAAUGGACCCUCAACAAUUCUGCAGGCUCUAUGAAAGUCGACCCCGAACGGUACACAAUACAGGCGCAACAAGGUAAAUCGGUGCUGACCUACACGCCAGUGUCGGAUAUCGACUACGGCACUCUGGCGUGUCGCGCCACGAACCUGGCGGGGCAGCAGGUCGCCCCCUGCGUGUAUACGAUCCUGCCGGCCACCAAACCGGACCCGCCCUCCAAUUGCACCGUAUACAACCUCACGCAUGACUCUCUGGACCUGAUAUGCUUUGCAGGCUACGACGGCGGACUGCAUUGCACGUAUGUGGUGGAAGUUUGGGCGAACGAGGGGCUGGUCGCUAACUCCACGAACACCUCACCGCACUGGAGUCUCCGAAGGCUCGGAGCUAAGCGGCAGCUGAAAGUCGUCGUGUACGCCGCAAACGCCCGGGGCAGAUCCGAACACGUGUCGUUUAGCGUCGAGACCGCUGUUAGAUUGGCUCCAAGAACUGAUGCCCAAGAAGCGUGGGAAGUGAACUGGGCUCUGGGAGGCGUGCUGGGAGCCGCCUUCACGAUAGCCAUCAUUUUAUGUCUCGCUCUCAUCGCCACGAGGAUCAAACACCGAGCUAGGGACUACGAAGUAACGCUGCAGACCAAAAACCAAAAAGUGACCGUACAGAAGCACUGCCCGGAUGACCGGAACCCAGACCUCAUCCCUCUGAGUAAAGGUAGCGAGAGUACGCCGGAGCCGCCGCAGUACGCUGCCGUCGUGAAACCUGAGGCCAAGAGCUCCGUUAGCAUCCACAGCCUCGCCCGCGUCCAGUCACCCACUCCUGGGCCCUUCCAGCACAACUCACAGGUGGAGCGCAUAUGCGUGAACAGCGCGGUCAGACCCCACAGGGAGAUCGUGACGACCAGGACCCCGCUGCUGUCCGAGCCCCAGGAGAGCUGCGUGUAAAUCCUCCGCUCUGCUCCAAGCGCCUACACUGAGAGCUUAAUACAUAAUAACAACAUAACUUUAGUCUAAUAUUAUGAUGCUGAUUCCUCUAGUUCUUGAUUUUUUUCCUUGCACCAUCAAGGAAAUUGAUUCCUAGGUAGUUGACGGACCUACGUCAGUUGGUCGGCUUAUGUCAAUCCAACGUUAGCUGUGAUCGGUCUGAUAGGUAUGCCGUAUGACAGAGCUCCCGCAGACCGCAGACUGUAGACUUUUAGUCGGCCGAGGGUUUGAUCGAAAGCUUAAUCAGUGCGAAGAUGUAUGCACGCUAAAAUAUUUGUAUCUGCCAAUUAUAAUUGAAACCCCAAUUUGAAAGAAAGAAGGAAAGAAACAAACUUUAUUUGGUAAACAAUACAAACAAACUAAACAAUUAAAAAACAUUUCAACACCUUUACCAAAUAGGUGCUUACUCAGCAUGUGUUGCGAUCGUAGUCGCAACGCUGGUUUUCAGUAAGCGCCUAAUUAUGAAAAUAAAAUAACGAAAUUAAAACUAAGCAUUACAGUGUCAUUUUAAAACAUAAACAAUAAGAUAAAGCUACUUAUAACAAUAAUAAUAACAGUUGCAUUAAUCACAAAAAGCAACUUACAUAUUAUUUAAACAUACUUAAUAUUGUAACUCUACCCGUUUGCUUAAAGAUAUGAGUAAAAUUAUUUUAUAUAUAUAUUACAAGUACUAGAAUUUUUUGGAUUUGCCCUACAUUUGGUCGAACUACCGGCCGACUAACAGGCUGUAGUCUGCGGGGGCUCUUAAAGCGACCAAAUUACUUAGGUCCGCCAUCUGCCUAGCAAUUAACUCCGCUGAUAGUACGUGUAUACUUUGAUGGAUGUAUUAUAAUUUGAUGGAUGUUUUUUUAUCCUAUAUAUACUUGUAUUAUAAUAUAAUAUACA